Molecule: messenger RNA, 6055 nt
Organism: Zerene cesonia (dogface butterfly)
Lineage: Eukaryota; Metazoa; Arthropoda; Insecta; Lepidoptera; Pieridae
Gene: Tao
Product: serine/threonine-protein kinase Tao
Exons: 21
Coding region: 500-3451 (983 amino acids)
Biological process (GO): protein phosphorylation
Molecular function (GO): ATP binding; protein kinase activity
Source: RefSeq, a predicted model, not a curated record
ACUAGGAGGCGCUAGUAGCUAAAGUCACUGCAAUUAUUUUUCAGUGCCUACUUACGGGAAAGUAAAUAGAUUUCUUUAAAAAUUGCCUAGAAGCAAAUGUUUAAAUGUAGUGAAUGAUGAAAAGUGUUAAAGUGGCGAUAAAGUGAGUGAAAACAGUGAUGAGAAUAAUUAAACUGUGUGCCUUAUAAAACAAAAAGCUAUCAUCGCGUUCUAUACCCAACGCCAUUUUGAGGCGAAUUUUUGUAUUGUAAGUGCCAAGUAUUUCGCAAUAAUUUCAAUUUCCACCCCCAAAAAGGGGUGGUGAAAAAAGAUAUUCAAAUUGGUUGAUGUGAAAAGAGAAUCUGUGGGCGGUGACCCAGAACGAAACGUAUCGGAGACGGGAGCUGCGAACGUAGAUGUCCUGAGGUAGAUAGCGGUUGCGGAGGAUGGCCCCAGGCGGCAAGAGCGCUCUAAUUAACUGACGGACGCUGCCGGCUUACAGCUGGCGCAAGCUAAAAAGAUGCCUCGUCCAGGCAGUCUUAAAGAUCCUGACAUAGCAGAGUUGUUUAGUAAACAUGAUCCUGAGAAAAUCUUUGAAGAUCUCAGGGAGAUUGGGCAUGGCUCCUUUGGUGCAGUGUAUUAUGCUCGCUGCAACCUCACAAAGGAGAUUGUUGCUAUUAAAAAGAUGUCCUACUUGGGAAAACAAAGUGAGGAGAAAUGGCAGGACAUCUUGAAAGAAAUAAAAUUUCUCAAACAAUUGGAGCAUCCCAACACCAUUGAGUACAAGGGAUGUUAUAAACGUGAACACACAGCAUGGCUGGUUAUGGAGUAUUGUGUGGGGUCCGCUUCUGAUAUCAUUGAGGUUCAUAAGCGACCUUUACGUGAAGAAGAAAUUGCUGCAAUAUGCGAAGGCGUAGUAUGCGGCUUAUCCUACCUCCACAGUCUCGGUAGAAUACAUCGUGAUAUCAAAGCUGGUAAUAUUCUUCUUACCGAGAAUGGUACUGUGAAGCUGGCCGACUUUGGAAGCGCAAGUAUUAAGUGCCCGGCGAACAGUUUCGUUGGCACGCCUUAUUGGAUGGCGCCUGAAGUUAUAUUGGCCAUGGAUGAAGGAGAGUACGACGGAAAGGUGGAUGUAUGGUCUCUCGGUAUAACAUGUAUUGAGUUAGCUGAACGGAAACCGCCAUAUUUCAAUAUGAAUGCAAUGUCAGCAUUAUAUCAUAUUGCACAAAAUGACUCCCCUACUCUACAAGCGCCAGAAUGGACCGACACGUUCCGCUACUUUGUGGAGGCGUGCCUGCAGAAGAACCCGCCGGACCGGCCAUCGUCCACCAAACUGCUGUCGCAUCCUUACAUCACGCGGCCGCGCUCGCCCAACGUGCUCGUCGACCUCAUACAGCGAACCAAGGCGGCCGUGCGAGAUCUGGACAACUUGAACUACCGCAAGAUGAAGAAGAUACUAAUGGUCGAUGGGGACAAUGAGAGUGCUAUCGGUGAUAGUGAGGAAACACCAGAGGAGCCGUCAGGCGGCGACAGUUCCAAGUCGAAUUCUGCGACGUCGGAGCACAGCGCGGCCGGCGCCUCCAGCCAGAGCUCGUCCUCCGGCAGCCUGAGGAGGAGACCUCAUGCAAUGAACGCUAAUCACCAGAAUCAACAACAACCCGUUUACCAGCAGUACAAUCACCAACCAUCUCAUCAAACAAGAGGCGAGAGCCCCGCGUCGCACGACGACUACGUGAACAGGGAGGUGUUGCGCGACUACGCGAACAGGGACUCGCUGUGCGACGACUACGGCGACGACUACGCGAACAGGGAGGCGAUACGCGAGGCGCAGCGCGAGCGGGAGCGCGAGCGGCAGGCGAACGAGUACCGCGAGUACGUGAACGCGCCCGCCGCCUGGCACGACACCGCCGGCGACGACAACAGGAACACGCAGCGCAGGCAGACGCAUAGAGAUGUAUCGUCGGUCGCGAUAUCUUUGGUGUCCGAGCAUGGCGCAAAUAACUUUGCUACAAUAAGAACUACCAGUAUUGUCACUAAGCAACAAAAAGAGCAUAAUCAAGAGAUGCACGAGCAGAUGUCGGGCUACAAACGAAUGCGGCGCGAGCACCAGGCGGCGCUGCUGAAGCUGGAGGAGCGCUGCAAGGCGGACGUGGACGCGCACAAGGCGCAGCUUGACCGCGAGUACGACGCGUUGCUGCAGCAGCUGUCGCGCGAUCUCGAGCGCUUGCAGACAAAACACAUACAAGAGCUGGACCGCAAGCAAAAGCAAAACGCGGCAGCCGAGAAGAAACUGAUCAAGGACAUCACGGCGAGACAGGAGCAAGAGCGGAAGGCGUUCGAGGCGCAACGCAAGCGGGAGUACAAGGCCAACAAGGAGAGAUGGAAAAAGGAGCUCAGCAUGGACGACGCCACGCCUAAGAGACAACGGGACGCGACGUUGCAGUCACAAAAGGACAACAUGAAGCAAGCGGAGGCGGCGGAGGAAGCGCGGUUGGUGCGGUCUCAGCGCGAGUACCUCGAGCUGGAGCUGCGCCGCUUCAAGCGCCGGCGCAUGCUCGCGCUCCACCACAAGGAGCAGGAGCUGCUUAGGGAGGAGCUGAAUAAGCGACAACAGCAAUUGGAACAAGCGCACGCAGUGUUGCUGCGUCAUCACGAAAAGACACAGGAGCUGGAGUACCGGCAACAGAAAGGAGUGCAUGCAUUGAGGGAAGAACAGUUAUCUAACCAACAUGCGACAGAGUUAGCGAAUCAGCGCGACUACAUGCAGAGGGCCGAACACGAGUUGAGAAAGAAACACGCGUUACAGCUCAAACAGCAACCCAAGAGUCUAAAGCAAAAAGAAAUGCAGAUACGUAAACAAUUUAGAGAAACAUGCAAAAUACAAACGCGUCAGUACAAAGCACUCAAAGCGCAAAUAUUACAAACGACGCCUAAGGAACAACAAAAAGAAGUGAUUAAGUCAUUGAAGGACGAGAAGCGACGUAAACUGGUGUUGCUUGGUGAACAGUAUGACCAAAGUAUUAGUGAGAUGUUGCAGAAGCAGACUGUGCGUCUGGACGAGAGUCAGAUGAUGGAGUGCCAGCAGCUGAAGAUGCAGCUGGAGCACGAGCUGGACAUGCUGACGGCGUACCAGAGCAAGAGCAAGAUGCAGGCGGAGGCGCAGCGCAACCGCGAGCGCCGCGAGCUCGAGGAGCGCGUCGCCGUGCGCCGCGCGCUGCUCGAGCAGAAGAUGGAGUCGGAGUGCGCGCAGUUCGUGGCGGAGCGCGCGGAGCGGACGCGCAUGCUGCACGACCGCCACGAGCGCGAGCUCGAGCAGUUCGACAACGAGAGCGCGCGCCUCGGCUUCAGUGCAAUGGCGAUAGCGGAGGGAAGCCGGGAGGGCUACGGUGAAGAGGAGCAGUCACUCUCUGGCUCCAUGCUGUCUCUAGCACAUAGCAACUCAUCAGCAAGCUUUCCUGCGGGUUCACUCUAAUUUCACCUUUAUGUCAUUUCAAUAAAGAACGAGGCGAAUCACUGUUUAAAAAAUUACCCUUGUAAUAGCACUAAAACGCCAUUAGUAUCCGUUAACAAUUUUUGUUGGCAUUGCUAGCUUCAAAUAAUUUACGAUAUGAAGAAAACAUUAAAUCGAAACACUUUAAAUUGACAUUUUACCUCGCUUCUAAGUGGCUUCUCACAUCUAUCUUGCACAAUUCCACAUUUAACAGUUUCCCAUGUCAUUGUGUAUUUUAAAGUGAUUCAUCAUCAAGGUGAUCUUUCAGAGUGCAGAUAACACAAAUAAAUAAGUCUUAUAAUGGUUUAGUUAAAGUUCUCAGACGGUUUUAAAGCUUUGUAGUAGUGGCUCCUAGAUUGCUAUACUUAGAAAAUGUUACAGUGGAAUGUUGAAGAUAAUUAUGCAGUAUGCCACUUUAUAUCUCAUCCAUUUAACCAUCAACGUAUCUAUGAUAAAAAGUACAAUUGCCACAAAAUUUUUAAUUCGUACUAGUGUACAAAACUUGUUGUUUAAUAAAAUAAAAAUAUACACUGAUGAAUAAAAGGUUCAUUGAAUACGCAAUUACGUAUUUCACUUUCAUUCAUAAUGUUGUGGUUUUAAAAUUAAAAAUAUUCAUAGUUUUUACCGUACAGGGUUGUCAACGGUAUUAUAAAAUUAUUGAGUGUAAGAAUUUUUCAAAAUCGUUUUGUGCAUUAUCUUGUAUCAUUUUACUAUUGCUUAUUCCAUUCUAUAUCUGAGACUGUACAGCCCUCCUGUUAUAUCAUAUAAACAAGUGUCUUAUUUACUUGUUUGCUUAUCACACAACUUGAAGCAUUACCUCGUUCUCUAUAAAGUAAAAUAUUGCACGGUUUUUAUUGUGACAGCACUCACGUGUUUUUUACAAGAAAUUUUUAUAAUUUUAUUAAAUUUUUUUGUUAACUGUCUUCCAAGAGUAUGUCAGUAUUCGUGUAGCCAAUAUCUUGAAGAUUUUGAGGGCAUUUCCUAUUAUAUUACGUCAUUAAGUUUAUUGCACUCCAUUAUUGAUUUACUUGUGUGUAUGUAACGGUAUCUUGACGAUGUUUUAUAUUGAACGAUUUGAAAAUUUUAUGAUUUUUGAAACAUAAAAUAAUGUAGGAAUGUUUUAUUUAUAUACGCUGUUGCAUCUCGCAAACUUUUUGUAUAUUAAUGAGGGUGUGUAAAAAUGUGUGGAUUAUAUAACGUGGACAAGAGACGCUUUUACUAGAUUUUACUCGAACACGAAUUAGCUCCGCCGUUAACGAUGUUCUCUUUAGGUGGAAAAAAAUUGUUUUGGUGAUUCCAGAUUGUUCGACAGCUUUUAAUUUCGGGACACGUCGCGCUUCAAUCAACGAAUUUUAUUCAAAGAUCAAAAUUAGACCGUCCAAAUUAAAUGUCCGCGCGGCAAACGGACGACGGAGCUAAUUCACACAUAGAGCAUGUUGUUCUCUUUACUAGUUCUCUCAAUCUAUCUUGUAUAAUAAUGUAGGCUAUUAUAAGUUUAUAGUUGUUUUAGUAAAAUUUCCAUCUUGAUAGUUUCGCAUUACUCAAGAUCGAGAAGUUGCCGAAGCGACAUGAACGCGUCAAGUGGUAUUGUAAGGUAAACUUUGUAGUGUAGCCGAGCAAUGUUGAUCCUCAAAGCGUACGCUUAAGAUAUUUGACGAAAGGCAUUAUGAGUUGGCGUCCCACGCGCCCCAGCCGCCGUCGACCGAUACUGUUAUUAUUUAAAGUUUAGAUAGUCAAAAUUUUAAUCUUCAUAUCAUUAGUUUUUACUUUUAGGGGCAAUUUAUUCUUGUAGCGUACGUUGAAUUUUUUAACUAGCGGACUGAUCGUAUUCGUUUAUGGCCUAGAACUGUGUUUAUUAGAUGUUUAGACAGUUUUUUUUGUAAUACGAUGUUAUUAUGCUUGCGUUAGAUGAUUUUUUAGAUUUUAAUAAUCACGCUUUAUUGAUCAUAACAAAAUGCAGGUGCUGUUUAAUAAAAAAAAUAUAACCGACUGCCAAUUAUGUUUUGUAAAUAUAAAUAUAUAUGUGUAUUAAUUAUUAUUAUUAACAUGUAUAAGUGAGCAAAGAUAUUGCCUUCCGGCGCUGGGGCUAGCGGCUUGACGUUUGUGUAUAUAAAGAACAAUAAUAUAUAAUAAUUAACUAUAGAUAGUAUACUUUUGUAAGGUGCGAGUGUGGUUUGUGUACAUUCGAAAUGGGAAACAAUGUGCUAUUUUAUUUGUUUAUUAGAGGUCUAAUACGUUGUAUUUGUCACCUAAGCUUACCAGUCAUGUGUAUAGACGACUAUACUAUUUAAUUUAGCGCCGAUUUAGUCAUAAAUAUCCAAAUUUAGUUAAAACUAAUCAUUAAUUGAGAAAAUAAUUAUUUUUUAAUUUCUAAUAUCACAUUGCUUGUAAGCAUCACACGAUGUGAUCGUUUUGUAUUAUUUGAGUCUGUUAGUAUUAAAAUUUUUAAAUAUACAAGAAAACUGUAAAGAGAUGAGUUGAAAUUAUAUAUAUUAUGUACAUUACUACGUUGGAAUAUCGUAUUGUAUUGUAUGUGUAAACAUAUAAAGGAAAAUGUAUGCGUAAUGCCUUCUAACAACUGCUCGA